GGUAGUGGCACACGAGGCGCCGCGCAGGCAGACGGAGAGCGGGGAGGGCGCCGCCGCUCUGCCGUGCCGGGCAGCAUGGAGGCGGCGGCGGAUGAGGAGAAGGCGGGCAACGGCCACGCAGAGGGCCCGGCGGCGGCGGAGCGGAGCGGAGGGGGUCGGCUGCGGGGCUGCCGGGGCUUCCUGCGGCGUAACGCGCUGGUGGUGCUGACGGUGUCGGGGGUGGUAGCUGGCGUGGCGCUGGGCGCCGCCGUGCGCGGUGCUCAGCUGAGCCCGGCGCAGGUGGCCUACCUGGCCUUCCCGGGGGAGCUGCUGCUGCGAAUGCUGCGGAUGGUGAUCCUGCCGCUGGUGGUGUGCAGCCUGGUGUCGGGAGCCGCCAGCCUGGACACCCGCUCGCUCGGCCGCUUGGGAGGCAUCGCCCUCGCCUAUUUCCUAGGCACCACGCUGCUGGCCUCCGGCCUCGCCAUCGCCCUCGGCUUCAUCGUCCGCCCUGGCGCCGGCGCCUCCGCCCUCAACGCCCCCGGGCUGGGGCUGCCGAGCGCCGUGCACACCAGCAAGGAGACGGUGGACUCCUUCCUCGACCUCGUAAGAAACCUGUUUCCUGCAAAUCUUGUUGCUGCAGCGUUCCAAACGUAUGCAACAGAAUAUAAGAUGCUGCUCAGAAACACUACCUCUGGAAAUGUCACGUGGGAAAAGAUCCCUGUUGGUACUGAGAUUGAAGGGAUGAAUAUCCUGGGACUGGUGCUGUUUGCUCUGGUUUUAGGAGUGGCACUGAAAAAGCUUGACCAGGAAGGGGAAGAUCUGAUUCGGUUCUUUAAUUCAUUCAAUGAGGCAACUAUGGUCUUGGUUUCCUGGAUUAUGUGGUAUGUACCUAUUGGCAUUAUGUUCCUUGUUGGGAGCAAGAUUGUGGAAAUGGAAGAUAUUGUGCUUCUAGUGACCAGUCUGGGAAAAUACAUCUUUGCCUCUAUUCUCGGCCACUUCAUCCAUGGAGGAAUCAUUCUGCCACUUAUUUAUUUUGCAUCCACACGUCAAAAUCCGUAUCGUUUUCUCUUAGGACUUAUCACACCACUUGCCACUGCUUUUGCCACUUGCUCCAGCUCAGCCACUCUCCCGUCGAUGAUCAAGUGUAUUGAGGAGAACAAUGGAGUCGACAAGAGGAUCAGCAGGUUUAUCCUUCCUAUUGGGGCGACUGUAAACAUGGAUGGAGCUGCUAUUUUUCAGUGCAUGGCAGCUGUGUUUAUUGCUCAGCUGAACAAUGUUGACCUCAACCCUGGGCAAAUCUUCACAAUUCUUGUGACAGCUACCGCAUCCAGCGUGGGUGCAGCCGGGGUCCCAGCCGGAGGAGUCCUCACCAUUGCUAUCAUCUUGGAGGCCAUUGGACUACCCACCAACGAUCUCUCCUUGAUAUUAGCAGUGGACUGGAUUGUAGAGGACCGCAGUUACAAGUUCAGCACGUGUUGAAGUUAUGCUGCAGAAUGAUUAACAGAAGUCUCAAAAGGCACCUGAAGAAAUUGUUCUUCUUUGUGAACCAUAAACCUCCUCCAUUAGACCCUGGGACACAGUAGUUUUGUGGUGUAGGACCAAUGAUUAUGACAGGUGCUACUAGCAAGAAAUCCAGAGAAUGCAGUCAUUCUGCCUGCUUUUGGAAGCACCCCUUAAGCAGGUGUUUGGGUUAAGGUACAAGUCUGUAUAGUUAACAAAGAGAGCUGGGUGCUUUGAAUCACCUUCUGGAUAAGCCCAAAUUAGGUUCCUGCUCUGAACUCACAUUUGAAAAACACUGGCCUGGGGAAGAGGAAGAGGAAGGAGAUGGGCUGGGAAAAGAAGGAUGCCUGAGAAAUAGUACCAUUGCUAACCCACUGAGAGACCAGAACCAGUUGAUAGUAACGGUUGGGCCAACCUUAAACCAGCUCCGGUGCACAUUUUUUAGUUCUGAAAUGGUGAUGAUACUUCUGUGGAAAAUACCUGUGGUAACAACAUCUCCCUUGUCUAGCUCCACUGAUGUUAGUGGAGAUCAGCAGAGGUGAAUCAGCUCCCCUUAUUGUGUUGUAUCUCUCUUAAGCUAAAAGCCCGCUGAUUUGUUUUUUUGUUUCUGAUCUUAACCAGGGACCGAACCACCACAGUUGUGAAUGUGGAAGGGGAUGCCCUAGGAGCGGGCAUCCUUAAUUACCUGAAUGAAAAAGAACAGAAAGAGAAAGAGCAGGAGCUAAAGGAAGUCAAUGUAGAAGCAGUUGCUAACAGCAAGUCUGAAGGGGAAACAUCGCCUUUGGUAACCCACAAAAACCAAGUCUCCAACACAAGCAGUACAGCAGACCCUGAAUCCAAGGAAUCAGUAUUGUGAACUAGAGGCUGUUCGUCAACGCGCGUCCUAGAGGUGGACUGGGGACUCGUUAACGCACCUAGACGUUUGCAGUGCUAACAAGGGCUGGAUGGCUCUUGAAAGUUUUCAGUUCCAGUCUGUUCUGAAACACGCUGGCCUGGGGAAGGGGAGGGAGGUGGGGUGGGCAGAGAAGGGGUGUUGAGAAAGAACACUCACUUUAUAAUACUAUUUUGAUAUUUCAUAUGUAUACAUGUAUAUGUGUUGUAUUUGCACACACAUACACAUGUAUGUGAAAACAAUGCCAUUGAGACUUCUGGUUUAACAAGACUUCUGUUAGUAAAGGCUCAUAUGGGUUGCAGAUGGGGAAGUAGACGAACCCAGUAUGUGCUUAUUGUAGGGAAAAAUUAGUAAGCUUAUUGUGCUGCUGUUCGAAUGGAGAUGCAGUCUAGAAACUCCAGAGUGGGUGAAAAUGUUGCUUAAAUUUAGUUUCUGGCCUGGAAACACUUACUGACCAUUACAGACACAAUAUGAAACAUUUUUCUCCCACUCCCCUUCCUCUCCUGUUCUUCGAUCCCUUAAAAACAUCAAGUAUAUCCUGAAAACUAGCUUUUUCUUUUUUUUCUUUUGUUCAAUAUCUGAAUUAAUAGCUUAUAGGGGUCCAACCCUUGUUCGUUCCCCCACUGCAUUGCAGCUCAUAGCAGCUUUCCUGCCUUUUGGUGAGUAACUCCCAAACUUUGGGACCAAACAUAGGAGAUCUUAGUGCAGAUCAAGGACUGGUUUUCUCCUUUCCUCUAACCAAGCUAUUAAGGAAAAAAUCCAGAGAAAACACAAAUUUUGUUAAAGUAAUCCCUCUGGUGCUGAAAAAAAUGUAGAGUCUGUUCCAGCAUAAAUAUGUCUGAAAUAGACUUGCCUGUGACAACAUCAAGAAAUGAAGAAGUCAGUUCCCUUCAUAAAAACACGCAUGCUCCUUUGCUAGCACACCAUGUCCUGCUCAUGUUUAUUUAAUGGGUCAGUCCAAACAAGUUAAGUCAUAUCCCUCUUCCAGCAAAAUUGAACAGGGAAGGAAAAAAUCUGAACGCAUGUCAUGUGGGAACUGACAACAGGCAAGUCUGAGUUGGCUUGGAAGGGGAAGAGAAGAGGUGAGUUUAUAACCCUGUGUAGUUAGUGUAGAUCUCUGUGUGUUGGGACAGCUACAUACCUAUUCCUGCUAGGAGUUUGGUCCUGCUAUAAAUGUCCUUCCGGCAGCAGCUUACAAUUAAUAAUUCUGGGUGGUGCUGGGCCAGGGUAAUGCUUAGUGGCAGAUGGUAACCUUAGCUUGAGGCUGAGCCAAAUGCUUCUGGAUUCUGACUCCACCUUUUUUCCUUUACAACAUACUUUCUGAAUUUGCACCCCAAACCUGAACAAAGUCCAGCAAACUCAUUGCAAAGAUCUUGUUGAUUUAUCCUGGCUUUUUGGACAGCAAAUAGUUACAAAAUUAUGGCUGCACAUAUGCCAAGAGUUGCCUGGACUUGUGAUACUUUCCCUUGGCUACUUUAGCAAGAUGAUUGCAUAUGAUCAGUCUCCACACUGUUAAUUGAGCAAUACAUAUUUACACUUAGCUUUGAUAUAAAGUAUUGCUAAGUCUUCCUUUUUCUUUCUCCUCUCUUGCUUCAGAGGAAGCUAUCUUGGAAAGAUAACCAGUUGCUGAUGUUUAUGUUCACGGCACUAGGAAGAGGCAGCUCCAAUUUCAUAGCAGCAGCCUUCAUUUGCAAAGCAUCCUUCCUGGUAAAGGGACACAAUGAAUUUUGCAAAAAGACGCUCAGAAUGAGAUGUGGCUACCUCUGAGGGAAAACACAGUGAGUGCGUCAUUACUGGCUCUUUAAUCAUGUGCAGCAAGGCUAUGCAAACAAUCAAAGUAGGAAAGGAUUAGUCAGCCCACUGAGAAACUGCAGGUGGAGUUUCUUUUUAACCAGUUUGUUUAUAACCAUGUCUGCAAAAUUUGGUCAUUCCUUGGCUCAUCUUCAAAAUGGAAGGAGACAAACAUAAUUCUCUAGGGACGUCCUUUGCCCAGUAUUUAUUUCAUUUUUAGCUGAUCAAGACCCACUGAAACUUUGCAUUUCCUCCCAGUAGAAUCAUCCCAACUCCUUUCAACUCAGGAAACCAAAAGCGCACUUUGUAGCCGACAAUGAAAGUGAACAAAGAGGUGUUUUGAAAAAUGUUGGAGGUUUGAAAAAAAUGGUUCUCAACAAAACCUUUUUUUUUUCUUUUUUAAACAAGUCUAAGUAUUUCUUUGAAAAAUCUGAAUGCACCAGAACCCCAAAUACUUUGAUUUUAAAGCAGCAUAUGACUAUCUCAAGGAAGCUGAAAAUCAUGACUGUUCCCUGCGGGCUGGGUUUUGUAGUUGCAUUUUAGCCUCCAUCAGACGUUCAGCUCCUCUGAUGCUCUCGCUCACCGUGAGACAUGCAGCUGGCAUCGGGACGUGAGAGCAGGCACUCAGAUGACAAUUCCCAUGAAGCAUCACAGCACCAUUUCAGACUAGAACAUUUCUCAAUUUUCAAUUUUUUUCACCCCAAAGCUGUUGCCUACAGGUAAAAGUACUCACCUGGGCGAGUCCAAAGGCGGGGCUUCUUCAAAGGCAGAACCAUGCCUUGCUGUAUUGAUCUUUCUUCCCUGUGGUGCUGCAGCUUAAUUGCAUCACAUCCUUGUAGCAGUGUGCCACUGGCUGUGGCACAUUCUUUCUGACAGUAGGUCCCAGGAAAUGGCAAAUUAAAGCAAAUACCUCAGAGUCUUAGUAUUUUCCUAUAGCAAUGCAGAAGCUCAGAGUCUUUGCUGAAGAAUGCCUCUCCCAGUCCCCACUAGUGGAUUGCCACUUUUUGCAUCAACGUGAAUGUCUAUUCCCAUCUAAAGCUUGUUAGAGCAGUCAGAUUUAAGGAGGUCAAAUCAUUCUCAUAGCAGGAAUUUAACCAAGGGAAUCCAACACUCCUUCUCCUGGAAGCAGGUGCCAUAGGGUUUAUAUGAACCUUGAGUCUUAACCUGCCAGAAAUCUGUAAUCUUACAGAAGCCCGACUUUGGACUUACAAAGGUGCCGGUUCUUUUGUUGUUCGUCCACAGCAGAGGGAUCCCAGAGUUUUCCAUGGAAACAGGAAUGUUGGGUAACUACUGCUUGUCAGAACAUCUUCUUGGUCUUUUCUGUAUCAUCUGUGUUAGAAAUGACAUUUCUUGUUUUUCUGUGAUGUUCCCAUUCCUCACAAUGGCCAUGAGGCAUCUUUUAGGGCUCUCCACCUGGCUUCAGAUUUUUUUUCUUAAGGUGUAAAUGUAAAUGUACAAAUGUAAAAGAUUAUGCCCUGUCAGACUGUAAAAAAAUAGGCACAUUCCAACAACUGCCCUUGUAACAAGGUGAAUCCUGAUCGAAAGCCCGAUGAGAUAGAAGACUUGCCAUUUGCUUCAAGUGGUCAAGGUCUUCAGGUAAGGCCACUGGGAGAAAAAUGAAAGGGCCGUUGAAGGAUAUGCAUUUUAGAUGCUGUCCUUGACCUGCAGUGCAAUGUGUUACACUGGGAGCUUCCUGUUUCAGGUCCCUGUGCAGCCUCACUCCAAGAGGCUAUGAGCUGAGAUGGCUGCUGGUGCUCAGCAGCAGUGCAGGUGCAGCCAGUAGUACCUGCUCUGCUCUCACCUAGGCACUCCCCAAGUCUGGUGCUGGUGUGGUACUUAACUCUGAUGUCUCUUGACCGGAUGUAUGUUUAUGUUCUCCCAACAUGACUGUAAAUUUGAAACCUUUAGUCAGUUGCUUUUUCUUUCAAGAGGAAAUAAAUUCCAUCUAGAAAACCCUAUUUUUCUUUUUGCUUUUAGUCUUUCUUUUGGAAGGUACAAAUUCUCUUCUUAGGAAAGCAGGCUACAAACAGCUCACGUCCUACCCUCUGGUGCAGUGAUUGCUUGCAACGAUUGCUUUUUGGGAGAAAGAUAUGGGAAUAUGGAAGAGAAGUGUCUGCAAACAUUUGGCAUAUGCAAUCCCAUUUGGUCUCUGAUACCAUUUAUUCUUCCACCUUCUCCUUUUCAGUGAAGUUUCUUUGACUGUUUUGGACCAUCUUUUAUUUCUUCUUCUCAGGUCUGGCUUUCUACUCCAUGCUUUAUCCAUCACUGCCAGAUCUCAUUCCAUUUCCUGGAAUGCCUAUGCUGUUUUUACGUAUUGGUAGCUCAGGUAUAAAUGGGAAAGUGGACCAAGUUUCGAGGGCUCUAGCUGGUCCUUGGGAAAGUAGUUUACAUUCUGCCUUGCUCCUGUCCUUAACUCACCAGAGGUUUGAGCAACUUAGUAAUUUAAAGAGUUUCUCUGAGAGCGCGGAGCAGUAUCUGUGUCUCAUCCUGAGAAAGGUGCUUGUUCUGUGCCGUGAGAUGUGGCUAUGGAUGCCUGAAAAGCUGUAGUGAGCGAUGGAGGGUGCCAGCAUUUGGCUGCUAUUUGGAUAUUUUUUAGUAAAGACUCAUUAUUCCCAAGAACUGAGCUUUAGCUCGGUCUCGACUGGUGCGUUGGUAAUUGCACUACAAGAUUCAGUAAUUGCAAAGGACUUGAAACCCUUUUGGGGAUGGCUAUUGCAAUCAGGCUUUUGUGUUGAAAACAGACUAGGGCCGUCCCCUGCAGGGAUAUGACAAAUAGGACUGUGUCCUUUGGACAUAACAGAAAUGUGGAGCCAGCCAAAGUACCAAAUCAGUUGGUGAAACAACCUCUGCUUUGUCUUUUCUGGGCAGCCCCGUUAAAGCCUGAAGAGGCAAUGUCCUGACCUGGAGGUGACGAGAGGUUGGGGGGACAGUGUGAGAGGCAGGAGGGUUUCAGAUGUGCUUGCUCUGUUCCUAUGCUCUUCCCUGGGCAUUUGCUGUGGCCAGUGCCAGAGAUGGACACGACCCAUUGUCACCAUUCUUACACUCAUUCUGCUGUGGUUCCUCCAUGUUUUACAGCAGGAAUAACGAAAACUGAGGCAUUUAGCCAGUUCCUCUUUCAGUCAAGUCAAAGGCCCUGGUAUCUUCGUGACUGACCACCCUGCCAUAUGUUGUGGGUUAUGUCCUCGAGAGCUUGACAAAGGUACAAAACCACCACUUCUUUCUGCAAAGAUUUGCAGCGUUGGUGAGCAAUCCGGGCUGAAUCUUCACUCUGGUCCUCUGCUCGCACAGCACAUUUCUGCAGCCACUGGAAAGCAUCCUCCUGUUGAAAUCAUGGUUUUUUCCCCUGACCCUCCCACAGGCAGUGAGCAACGGGCUUCAGGUAGAAAGUCAAAGGACCAAAAGACAAACUCUGACCAAAGGAAAAAAUGUCACAUCUUCAUUGAUUUUAAGUGGGCCAUGGCAGUUCAUGCUUAUUUGCAGACCUGCCUGUAAAGACUGAUCCUGUGACUGAUGAGCAGCACAGAAUUAGGCAGGGCACAUAAAUCCUCUGCCUGUGCUUCCUUUUCUGUAAAUUAAGUUUACAGAUACUUAUCUGUCUCUCACAUGCAAUAGUGUGGAGGAUAGUGAGUCGGAGUGUUGGGAAAGCACUCUUAAGACACAGAGUGCUAAAUCUUAAAAAAUAAUGAACUUCUCAAAAAUUCGAAAGGAAUCAAAUAAUUAAAGUAUGCAUCAUGAAGUCAGAGUGGCAUUGAGCUAGAGUAUGAAUGACUGACAGAAAGGAUCCAAUGUUUGGAUUUGCAGGGCUAACUCAGGGAAAAGGGGGGAGCAGUGAGAGUUGCAUUUCAAAAAGCAGACGUGAUUUAGUCAAGGGGGGCACAGUGCUCUGUUAUAUCUGCCUCCUUCCAUCUCCACCUGGUGUACCAUGAAAGCCUGGGUUCAGGUAAAAUAUCAGACCUCACCAUCUAAAUUAGGAGCCUCGAUGGUUUCGUUUCUGUCUAGUUUCAAUGGAAGAAAGAGCUUUUCAACUACAAAAUAAACAAAUCGUCUUGGCAGUAUGGGCAAAAAAGUGGAGAAAAAGAAGGAAGAGCUGGAGGGUUGCAGGGGGAGCAUCACAGAGAACAGAGUAAGCAAGUGGACAGAGAAGCUAAAACACUGAAGGAAGCAUCUUUUCCGUGGCAUUUUGAUAUAGAUAGUAUCAAAAAGACUGCAGAAAUUUGUCCAGCGUGUAGCAGAGGCAAUGCAAAUCUCUGUCCGCUGGCUGGCCAGGAUUUCAGGGAGAGGCAGACACCAAGUGCUGAUGUUUCUGAAGCGAUCGUCACUGAGCAACAGUGAAGCAUGUUGCGCGCCGGCGUGGGGCUCUGAUAAGCUGCUGCUGGCUGCUAGCCAUGAUCACGGAGGAAUAACGGUACUACAGUUCUGGAUCAGGGAUUGACCCACAUUCCUCCUUGUAGGAUAGCUGGGACAAAUGCUUCUCAGAUAGAUGCAUGGUAGCCAUUAUUCUCCGAGGACAAAGAAGACCUUGUUAUCUAUGAAGCAUAUUGAUGAAAGCCAUGUUCACUUGCUGCUUCAGUUUCAGGAAAGAGGGAAAAGGGUAUGACAAAUGAUCUGAAACUUCUUCCAGACAUUGGGCAGCACAUUGAGACAGUUGCCACUGAAUAUUUUAAGUCUGAUGAGAAGCGAUCAAGAGCCUUAUUUGGCUCCCAUAGCUCUCUGUCUUUACAUCUGAUCACCGGCUUGGGAAGUUAAUGUUAACACAGUGUUCAUUGUCUGCAUGGGGUCUUUACAGACAUUUGUGACCAGCAGGCACCAUUUCACAGCUGCAGAAGUGAAUGCAUGCAGGAAAAGUUGAAAGAACACUUACUUGAGUCAUGCGAAGAAUCAUUGAGCAGGCUAGGAGCAGACCUUGAAUCCUGAAGCCAAGUUCAUUUUUAACUAUCAACUAUCACAUACCUAAACAAAGUAAAAUAUGGGGGUUUAUAAAUAUAUUUUGAGUACUGAUACCAGAGUAUUAAUGGCAUGUUAGUGCAGGAUGAUCGCUUCUCUCUUUGGAGGAAUGGAAGGGGAGAAGUGUAGAAGUAGGAGAGUUAUCUUCCCUCUAGGAUGGAUUCUUUUAAUAAAACAAGAAAAAGAAAAUCUCUUUUUCAUUGAAGAGUUCACGGUAUGGUUGCUUAUCAAAUUCUAUCUCAGUGUCAGCAGAUAGAUCAUCUUCAGCAGCUAUGAAAUCUCAUUUGGAAGUAACCACUGAUCUCAGUGCCAGCAUGAGGUGAGGACUGCGGACAUUUCAGCAGGCCAGCUGCUUUUACUUGAAGGCCUGCUCAAGAAGCAUUUAUAUGUGUCUUUCCGAAGGCCACAGAUGCUGUUUGCAAGGCAAGUAGGCCUACCGACAGGAACCAGCAUGCGGAAGUGAAUUUUGGGCCAACCCUGUUGUAAUGCAAAAUUAACAGUGUGGUUUUAAGGCACAGAGACCAAGAAAUUCUGUAUUAGACGUUCCUUAGGAUAGCUUUCGCUUUCUCCUUUUGAUAACAACACUGAGGAAGUAAUACACUUCUUUUGCAAGCAUGUACUUAGUAACUGAAGCUAAACUGCAUAUGGCAUGGCAAUGCAACUUAAGUUAAUUGCAGUUACAUGUUGUAGAAGAAAUUACCAAGAUAAAAUCUCUGAAGGAAACUGUUUACGCAUGCCUGAAUCCCCCCAGAUUACAUUCCCACAGAAAUAAUUGUGCUUAACCAUAAAAAAUACUCCAAAUAUAUUAACUGGUUUGGAUUGUAGCUUUUUUAAGAACCGGAAGGAAUGCCACAAAAUGGACGGGCCAGGGCCAUCGCUGAUGCACAUUGAUGUAAUUUCCUGAGCUUUCAGUGGCCUGUGGAUUUCUGAUGAAGAUGAUACCUCCUUAGCAGCAUAGGGUCUGGUUGUCUUAAGAUGAUCAUGUUCAGUAAAGCAGCAGUAAAAUCACAUUUUUAAAAUCUGUUGGCUAUAACUAGAGGGAUUUUACGUGCUCACGGUAUUUUUACGACAUGAUGCCUCCCACAAAAAAAAUGCGUUUUCUAGAUGGUUAGUGUUGAUGCAGAAGCAAGGCUUCCUCAUUUUUUGAUCAGUUUUCCUUCUCUGUAUUCCUUUUGCAGAGUCUGCUGUGGUCCUUGGACUCUGCCCAGACCCCAGCAGGACCAGGGUCCUGUAGUACAUAGAUUAAAGAUAAUCUAGUCCCAUGUGAGGACAUAGACUGUCUCACAUUCUGUUAUGAGGGGAUGAAGAUGUAGCUUCAACUUUGGAGGGGGGGCUGGGCUGAAGAAAACCCUACUUCAUUACGGCAAUACCUUAAUAACAUUUUACACUUAAUAAGUCAAAUAUUUGUGGCCAAGCUAGCCCAGCCCUGGCUGCCUCCCUGCUCUGCCCCACAAUAAAUGCUCUUGACAUUACUUCCCUGAGGACCAGUGCGGAGGUAAUAUGUUUGCCAUCCCUGAAUAUCACAGUCUUUUAAGAAUAUAGUCUUAUUUAGACUUUCUCUGUCACCAUCCUGGCUACGCUUUUGUAAAGUCAUCAACAAUGCACGUGCUGUGCAGGAUGGAGACUAUGCGCAGCGCUACAAAUAGCUGAGCGUACCUCUGCUAAUGGGAGAUGAACCUCUCUUUUUGAAUUGCUUCUUGUUUAUGGCAAACUGAGACUGACUCACUCACCACUUUGUGAGGGUGAAGAUUUUGAUUAGAUUUUGAUUAAUCCCUCUUGAUUCAGGGACAGCAGGACCACCCCUAAGGCAUGAGGAGUCUCUGCAGCAGAGGUACACAAUCUGCCUUAUUAUCCUUAAAGGUGCCUUGUCCUGGUUCCCUUCAGGACAAAUUCCAAGUUGCUGUUUGGCUUUCAAAUAUAACUAUGCACCAAAGGUGAGAGACUCUGUUAUCCCUGGAGACAAGAGGGAAAAUGUGAUGUCCUGGUGUGGGACAGGGAAAGUGAGUUUCUUUUCUUUAUCCUGUAAGCUCUUGGUCAUCAGUCGUGCCUCUGAUGUGUGUAUGCGUGUGUGUGCUUUUAUUUCUACAUGAACGUAUAUUGCUCUAAUUAGGAGGGAGGAUUCUUGUAUUUUUAUAUGCUAAGCCAUUUGAUUAAUUACUUUAAUAAAAUGACAGAUGAACUCUGAAAUUCACUGCCAUCUGCUCCAGUACAAUCCAGUAUCACGGAUACAAAGGUAUCUGCCUUCAGAUAAAACCUAGUGCUUAGAGUAACCACUCCAUUGAGUAAGUACAUGUGCCAUAUGGGUGUGUUGAUCCUUGUGAGUAUCUGUAACUGUUCCUGUUUUAAAGCUAUGGGUUUGAUCCAUGUGACUCUGUAUCAGCCUUUUUAUUAUCUACCAAGAACAGCUGUACGUGCAAAUGUGCAAAAAAGACCAUAUUUCUGUGUCUGGGGCUGUGUGGCCCUGGGGUAGGUAUUACGGAUGUUUACUGUGUAGUGUACCCUUUGGCAUAAAAACUCUCCCUGCCUGCCCAGGGAGAAAACAGUCCCGGGGUUCAGGUUGACAUGGUUUGUUGUAUUAGGAGGGUGACACAAUAGGAUGCUCUCUCUCUCUCUUUUUCCCUUCUCUCAUGGCAAUGUAUAUUUGUUGUCUCUUUGUGUAGCUUCUCAAUCUGAAAUAAAAAUCACCCCAAAUAGAA
This is a messenger RNA of Grus americana (Whooping crane), 11802 nucleotides long. RefSeq names its product solute carrier family 1 member 4 (gene SLC1A4). Gene Ontology annotation, molecular function: symporter activity; L-serine transmembrane transporter activity; L-aspartate transmembrane transporter activity. The record is from RefSeq and is a predicted model, not a curated record. The coding region runs from base 76 to 1458 and encodes 460 amino acids. NCBI's taxonomy places the organism in Eukaryota, Metazoa, Chordata, Aves, Gruiformes, Gruidae. Gene Ontology annotation, cellular component: plasma membrane. Gene Ontology annotation, biological process: L-serine transport; L-glutamate transmembrane transport. The transcript has 8 exons.